Phyllopteryx taeniolatus (common seadragon) is the source of this 1916-nucleotide messenger RNA. It is a transcript of the gene rraga, whose product is annotated as Ras-related GTP binding A. Gene Ontology annotation, cellular component: Gtr1-Gtr2 GTPase complex; nucleus; lysosome. The record is from RefSeq and is a predicted model, not a curated record. Bases 515 to 1489 code for a protein of 324 amino acids. Gene Ontology annotation, molecular function: GTP binding; GTPase activity. The transcript has 11 exons. Gene Ontology annotation, biological process: regulation of autophagy; positive regulation of TOR signaling; cellular response to amino acid stimulus. Lineage: Eukaryota; Metazoa; Chordata; Actinopteri; Syngnathiformes; Syngnathidae.
GGCGAGCAAGAGGCGAGCAAGAGGAGAGCUGCGCACCAGAAGUCAUCCCAUCCGCAGCUCGUUGCGAACUUCUCGAGGCGAUGUCCAGUUCCGCCAUGAAGAAAAAGCACCUGGUGGCGAGUGGGCUCCGAUGCCGGUCCGACGUGGCAGGCCCAAACGUAUUGUGAGGGUCUGCUGGGAACGUCUGGCGGAAUCCCCUGUCAGGAGGAGUUUCAACUCCCACCUCCGACAGAACUUUGCUCACGUUCCGGGGGGAGGCGGGGGACAUCGAGUCCGAGCGGACCGUGUUCCGCGCCUCCGUUGCCGAGGCGGCCGACCGGAGCUGUCGCCAGUCGUGGCGGCGAUCCCCGAACACGUUGGUGGACACCGACGGCGAGGGACGCCGUCAAGCUGAAGAAGGAGUCCUAUCGGGCCUUUUUGCCCCGUGGGACUCCUGAGGCAGCUGACCAAGCGGAAUGCGGCUUUGGCGGUCGCCGAAGCAAAAACUCGGACAUGGGAGGAGUUCGGUGAGGCCAUGGAGAAAGACUUCCGGACGACCGGAGUCAGAGUUUGGUCCGCAUUGCCGGCAGUGUUAUUGAUGGGAAAAAGCGGGUCGGGAAAGACCAGCAUGAGAUCAAUCAUCUUUGCCAAUUACAUUGCUCGAGACACGCGUCGCCUCGGAGCAACAAUUGACGUUGAACACUCCCACGUGCGCUUUCUUGGCAAUCUCGUUCUAAACCUUUGGGACUGUGGAGGACAAGACACUUUCAUGGAGAACUACUUCACCAGCCAGAGGGACAACAUCUUCAGGAAUGUGGAGGUGCUGAUUUAUGUUUUCGACGUGGAGAGCCGCGAGCUGGAGAAAGACAUGCAUUACUACCAGUCGUGUCUGGAAGCCAUCCUGCAGAAUUCCCCCGACGCUAAAGUCUUCUGCUUGGUGCACAAAAUGGAUCUGGUGCAGGAGGACCAGAGAGACUUGAUCUUCAAAGAGCGCGAGGAGGACUUGAAGAGACUGUCGCGACCUUUAGCUUGCACGUGCUUCAGGACGUCCAUCUGGGAUGAAACCCUCUACAAGGCGUGGUCCAGCAUUGUGUACCAGCUGAUCCCGAACGUCCAGCAACUGGAGACCAACCUGAGGAACUUUGCGCAGAUUAUCGAGGCAGAUGAAGUCCUUCUGUUCGAGAGAGCAACUUUCCUGGUGAUCUCCCACUAUCAGUGCAAAGAGCAGCGGGACGCUCACCGAUUUGAGAAGAUCAGUAACAUCAUCAAACAGUUCAAACUCAGCUGUAGUAAACUGGCAGCCUCUUUUCAGAGCAUGGAAGUGAGGAAUUCCAACUUUGCGGCCUUCAUUGACGUCUUCACCUCCAACACAUAUGUCAUGGUCAUCAUGUCAGACCCGUCUAUUCCCUCCGCAGCCACCCUCAUCAAUAUCCGCAAUGCUAGGAAACACUUUGAGAAGUUGGAGCGCGUGGACGGACCCAAGCACAGCCUUCAUAUGCGAAUGCGCUAGGCGCCGAGCAUCCUCGUCGGAUCGUCUCAGCCAAUCAGCUCCCGGAUCUCGGAUCGCAGCUCCUUUUCGAAACACGAGGAGGCCGCAUCCUCACAUUCAAUCACGCUUAACAUGAGGACUUUACUUUUUUUUUUUUUUUUUUUUGUCUGUUUGUUUCCCGGUCACUUUAAGAAUCUCGAGCGGCGCCGUUUUUGUUUUGUUUUUGUUUUUCUCGUCAACUAUUUGUCCUCCUGUGGCCUAUUAAACAAUGAAAUGAAACCAUGUGUUUACUCUGAAGGGGGAUGUGAUGUACCGAAGACCCCAGUGUUCGGGGGUGGGGGGUGGGGGUUUCUUUUUUUUUUUGUCAGUAGGAAAUGCAACAGCUACUGCGCCAAUGUAUGUGUGCUGUUCUUUGAAAAUACAAGCAAUAUAGUUUUCUUCAGAAAUA